CGGCUUUGUAAAGCAGCGGAGACCUCAGCGCGUGAGCUAGUGCGUCACGAAGACCCCGAGCAGCCCGGCACUUCAUUUACAAGAGCUGAAUUAAAACGACGCAACGGGAUUUCUAACAAAAAAAUAAAGUCCAUCAGGCGCAAUUCUACAUCCUGGAUUUUAGCGCCUUUUGACAUUAUGCGCACUUUUCCGUGACAGCGUUUUGUAUGCCAUAAUUUUACACAACUGACUUUUUUCACCCAAGUUUUUGGAUCCAUAUAUACAUAUAUACUGUGUGUAUAUAUAUAAAACUUGAACUGCUAACUUUCACCAAAGAGGUCGGAAGCAUGAAAUCAGCAGAUGAAGAAACAUACAGCUACACACCAAACAUCAGCCUAUCCCUUUCAAUGAGAAGCCCUUGCCUUCCGACCCAGUACCACAACCUUCAGACCAGUCCCUCCAUCUCAGUUUCUGUCAGCCAACCUUCAUCAUUUUCCCCAAGUGAAGACAUGGGCUCGAUGGGAUACUACCAGUCAUCUGGCCCCAAUGGAGCGCCUGCUCUGGAAAGUCCACGGAUCGAGAUCACAGCUUAUGGUCAGUUCCCUGAAGAUGAGGUGGAAGAGAACAAUGCACCUGUAGCUAAGCGUGUCAACUCCGUUGUGACUUUAACAUUGCCCAGUGGUGAGGGUUACCGUGACCCCAGCUGCCUGAGCCCAGCUAGCAGCAUUUCAUCGCGUAGUUGCCACUCUGAGGCUUCAUCAUAUGAGUCAGGCUACUCAUGCAAUUAUGACAACUCACCACAGAACUCUCCAUGGCAAUCACCAUGUGUCUCACCCAAAGGUUCCUCUUCAUUGCUGUCUGGAACGCUGGGUACCUCACCUCGCCAAUCUCCUACUGGUUCUCCCCGCACCAGUGUGACUGAGGAAAGCUGGAUGGCACUUCGUGGCUCCCGCUCCAACUCCCCUUGUGCUGGGAAACGGAAGUACAGCUUUAGUGGCAACCCCUCUCAAAAAUACCAUCCAUAUUCACCUAACCAGUCACCAGGGCUGUCUCCACAAACCUCACCUCGCCUCAGCAUGACUGAAGACACAUGGCUGCCCAACACAAACCAGUACACCAAUUCUGCCAUUGUGGCAGCCAUUAAUGCUCUCAGCACAGAUGGAAUGACUGAUAUUGGAGAGGGGAUUCCACUCAAGACCAGGAAAACCAGCAUGGAGCAUAGUACUAGCGUGAGCCUGAAGAUUGAGCCUGGAGGUGAAGAGACAGGCUCCGCAGAACUCUCUCAUGAGGACUACUCCUCAUCACGCCUAGCAUUUAAAAAGGAGGGCUACACUAGCUUUCUCGAUGUACCUCAUCAUCCAUAUUGGUCUAAACCAAAGCCAUAUAUCAGCCCAUCUUUGCCAGCUCUUGACUGGCAGCUGCCCUCCAGUUCUGGACCAUAUAGCCUGCAGAUCGAGGUUCAGCCUAAAUCUCACCAUCGUGCUCACUAUGAAACAGAGGGAAGCAGAGGGGCCGUGAAGGCACUUGCUGGGGGACAUCCAAUUGUUCAGCUUCAUGGCUACAUGGAGAGCGAGCCUCUGACGCUGCAACUGUUCAUCGGGACUGCAGACGACCGUCUCCUGCGGCCACACGCUUUUUACCAGGUCCACCGCAUCACAGGCAAGACCGUGUCCACACCCAGCCACGAGAUCAUGCAGGCCAACACCAAAGUGUUGGAGAUUCCACUCCUGCCUGAGAGCAACAUGAGGGCCAUAAUUGACUGUGCCGGAAUUCUAAAGCUACGAAACUCAGACAUCGAGCUCCGGAAAGGCGAGACAGAUAUCGGGAGGAAGAACACACGAGUCAGGAUGGUAUUUCGGGUCCAUAUUAAUCAGCCCAAUGGCAGAACCGUGUCCCUGCAGGUUGCAUCCAACCCCAUCGAAUGCUCCCAGCGUUCUGCACAGGAGCUGCCUCUGGUGGACAGACAAAGUGUGGACAGCUGUCCUGCCACAGGGGGAGAGCACAUGCUCAUCAGUGGCCAUAACUUCCAACCUGACUCCAAGGUGGUGUUUGUGGAGAAAGGACAAGAUGGUCAUCACAUAUGGGAGAUGGAAGCCAAAGUUGAAAAGGACUCCUUUAAACCAACAGCUUUGCUUGUGGAGAUUCCAACUUACCGAAACCAAAGAAUAUCUAGCCCUGUUCUGGUGAACUUCUACAUAUGCAAUGGCAAACGGAAGCGGAGCCAGUCCCAGCGAUUCACCUACCUGCCAUGUAAUGUUCCCACCAUCAAGACAGAGCCACAUGAUGACUAUGAGCUCCCUCGCUUGUGUGCACUGCAGCACUCCCCUGGCCUCACCAAGCCGUAUUAUGCAUUACAAGCUGUGCCUGCCAUGAUGCCUUCAGAACACAGAGCCUGUGUGACAGCCGCUUAUGGCCCUCAGAGACUCACAGCAAAGCCUUCAUCCCCGUCGUGCUCCUCCUCCUCUCCCAGCACCAGCCCUAACCUGCAGGAUCUCUCACCCACGCAAUUUUCUCCUCAGUGCCUCUCUCCAGGCUCGAACCCUGGGCUUCAGCCUAGUGCCAUCCCUCACGUCUCAGCCAUCCAGCCCACGCCUGGCCGCUACCAGCAGCCUGUUCUCUACCCAUCAGGCAGUGCAUCCUCUUCUCCUGGCUCCCAUCCCUCCACCCCGAGUUCAGCACCUGAUCUCAUCUUCACUCCCAGUCACAGUUUGACCCAGUCUCCAGUCACAGGUGAGGCCACAGAGAUGCCUAAAGUCCCACUGAGGAGUGGGCCAUCUCCUCUUUUGGAGGAAGAAGGAACACCUGCUACACUGGCCAUCAGCAUCAAACAGGAACCACAAGAACUGGAUCAAAUGUAUCUAGAUGAUGUCAAUGAGAUCAUAAAGAAUGACCUGUCCAGCAUCUCUGUUCAUACCCACGCAUAGCGGCAACGGGACGUGAUUCAUACAGAAGAAAUUGACAUUUUUGAAACUUUCAAACCAGAAGAAAAACAUGCCGCCAUUUAGCCUGAUCGCAAUAACAACAUCAGCACUGCAGAGUUCAUUGCAAUUGUAAAAGCAGUCAGAUCAAAAAGACUGACUAAAAAAAGCAGACAGAAAGUGUAUGGAAUAUAUACAAUAUACUACCAAAACAAUGUGUAUGAUCUGAUGGACCAAGCCCCUGUACGGUGUUAUUUUUUUUGGCCUCUACAUUUCCUCUCAUGUGCUCUUGUAGCUCUUUAAAUUAUUACCCAAGUGCAAUUUGUUUUCCAUGAUUAUUUUAAUGUCUAAAUGUUUAAUGUAUGCAUAUGCAUAUGUCAAUACACCUUAAAAUCAAUGGUCAUAUUAUUGUUUUUAGACAGAAUGUCUAAUAUGGUAUUGAAUCAUGUUUAAAUAGCCAUUCCUUUGCUUUACAUUGGGAUUUUGUCCAGCUGUAAUGAAACAAAUAACUGGAAUUGCAUUUUUUUUAAUACAGUGCAAAAGAAUCCUAUUUAUUUUCUCUACCUUAGCUGGAAUGAAUUGUACACAGGAAAAUGAAUAGUGUGUAUUGUGGUAGUAUAAAAUGCUAAAUGGAGUGAGAAGAAAAGCCGUACAGUUUCAAAUUUUGAAAACCAAAGUGUUUUAAUCAGGUUAGGCCGUGAUCUGUUUCCAAACUCUGCACUACCUGUAUAUUCUCUGUGCCUCUGUGAGCAUUUUGUGCCUUAUGUGUAUUCAUGAAGCCACAGAUUUUCUUUUCUGCUUAAUUGCAUGUUGUCAAUAUUUUGCUGAAGAAAUUUUAUAAUCAUUUUAUCUAGCAGCUGACAGGAAAAUGUUUUUUUUGCCGUAUGUCUUUGUUUUUGUUUGUGAUAGUAUUGAUGCCAUUGUUUUGUAGGUUAUUAGCUAAUGUAUGCACUUUACUUUAUACUACUCCUUAAUGAUAUUGAGGAAAAAUGAUGACAUAAUUUUUGUAUUCUUUUUUUCAUCAAUCAGUGAAUUCAUGAAAGCAACACACCAGGAUACUGUGUUUCUUGCCAGCAUCUUGUAUCCCAAUUUUACAAUUACUACUACUACAUUUUUUGAAUUAGCAAUAGCAAAAUAUGCACAAUAAAUGCAUUUAAUAAAGCAUGAAGUCAUGUACAUCAUUCCUUUACGAUACAUCAUUAAGUGUCAGAAGUGUUCCAAGAAACAUACAGAUUUCAUUUUUGUUGUGCCUUAAAAACAAUCUAAUAGAUUUAAUGUAUUUGACACACAAUUACUGAUUAAUGCAGAUUUGACAAAUUCCUCUACUGUAUUAUGUGGCAUUCUACAUAUUUUAUCUGUGUUAAGGAUAUUCAGAGGCAUCAUGCCUUGUCAGAUUGUUGAACCAAAUAGAUUUUAUAUCGUAGGCAUUAACACUUCUGUGUUCAGUUUUCGCCGUUUUGAUCACAGAUAAGUCUAACACACUUCUAUAAAGUGCAGAUGCAACAUCUCUGGAUGGUGUUCAAAAUCCAUUUGUCUCAACAUCACAUGUUUCUGUGUUGUGCCCACUGUGCCUCCUGCAUGAGGCUAUUAAGGAUAUUCAUCAACAAAAUCUUGGAAAUGUACUGGAAAUGAACUGGAACGACUAUAUGACAUAAUUAUACAUAAGGAAUAAAACAAUGGGACUGUGUUCUUAAAAGAAAAUAAAUAAUGAUGUGGUGUGACAUGGCACAAACAGAGUUACUGCUCACACCAGGAAGGUGAAUAAAUUUUCAAAAUAAGGGUUUUAGUUCUGUCAUACUAGAGCAAUUUACUAGUUACAUUUUUAUGCAUUACAAAAUAUGUUUUUCUUAAAAUCUUACAAAGUCUAACAAAGCACUGAAACUAGAGGCUCCUAAAAUGUUAAACAUCACCACAUAGAAAAUUUUAUCAUAUCAGCUAUCACAUAUUUUAUUAUGCAUUUUACAUUACCUUGGUUGACCAAUAAACUUUUCUUAAUAAUUUAAAAAAACAAAAAGUAUUGCUUGAUUUAUUUCUCUUUGAAAUGUACAUGAAAAACUUGACACCACAAUCAAUUAAGUACAAAGAAUUUUUUAAGAGAUAUUUUUUCUUAAUUUUAAGAGAUUAAUAAAGGAAAAAAGUCUCCUGCUUACUGUAUUUUCUCUUUCUUGAGUCAUGAUAAACUAUUAAAGGUAAGCAUUCCUUGUUUUGUUGAAAAUGUAUAUGUUCGUAAAUUUAUAGAUUAGCUUGAUGCAUCAAUUGAUAUUCAUUUUAUUAUAUAAAUAUAAAAAUUCUAAGCCAUUUUAACUCUAUUAUCCACUCCAAUAACACAAGCAUUACAAUAUUACAGAUAUUUAAAAAAUGCUUAAAAUAUUGCCACUAUAUUGUGAAAAACUAAAAUGUAGAAGAAUGUUGAAAAGAAUUUAAGACUUUACGUUUGCAUUUAGUUUGCUAGAUAAGAUCUUCACUCUGUGUUGAGUGAAUUUCAUCUCACACAUACAUCUGCUGGUAAAAACAUACACAAACAAACAUGAAUGACACAAUAACAACAAACAUGUGGGGAGAAAAACAAUAGCGCCCAUCCUCAGGAGAAUGUGCCAGAUCCUCUCAUCACUACUGUGUCAUCUUGUGUACAACUAAAUCUGGUGCCAUUAUUGUGGAGCGGAGAGAAAUGUCUGGUGCCCAAAGAACCAGGAAGAAGAGAUCAGGACAAGUGCAGCCCCAGAAAAACAGCUGUUGAGCUCAGGACCUGUGCCAAGACCCCUGUGACACCUGCCAGUACAACAGGCAUGUUUUCCAUGGGUAUGAAUCCCCACUGACAGAUGCAGCCAUGGUGACAGAACCUGCCCUGACUGUGUUAUCAUUAGAGCCAUGAGCCAGAAAUAAUAGCACUAUUAGUAGCUUGCAGCAGGUUCCUUAGGCCUUCUUUUGUUCUGUUUAAUUUUAGGUUGGUUAUUAUUAUUAUUAUUAUUAUUAUUAUUAUUAUUAUUAUUAUUAGUAGUAGUAGUAGUAGUAGUAGUAGUAGUAGUAGUAGUAUUAGUAGUAGUAGUAGUAGUAUUUUCCUAAGCAAUAAUCUUGAAUGUUUAUACAGAAAAUAUUGAUCAGACUGGUAAAGUGCAUUUUGGUAGUUUUGAUAUUUUAUCUUAAAAAUGGAUAAACAAAUAUAUUGUGUUGCUGUAAAUCAACAAAGGGACAUCCAUCUAUCUAUCUAUAUAAUGCUAUAAGCCCUUAAAGAAAUCCAUC
Messenger RNA from Tachysurus fulvidraco (yellow catfish), 6137 nucleotides. RefSeq names its product nuclear factor of activated T cells 1 (gene nfatc1). Gene Ontology annotation, molecular function: RNA polymerase II cis-regulatory region sequence-specific DNA binding; transcription factor binding; DNA-binding transcription factor activity, RNA polymerase II-specific. The record is from RefSeq and is a predicted model, not a curated record. Lineage: Eukaryota; Metazoa; Chordata; Actinopteri; Siluriformes; Bagridae. The coding region runs from base 327 to 2903 and encodes 858 amino acids. Gene Ontology annotation, biological process: regulation of transcription by RNA polymerase II; calcineurin-NFAT signaling cascade; cytokine production. The transcript is spliced from 10 exons. Gene Ontology annotation, cellular component: transcription regulator complex.